Messenger RNA from Ceratotherium simum simum (southern white rhinoceros), 4469 nucleotides. The record is from RefSeq and is a predicted model, not a curated record. NCBI's taxonomy places the organism in Eukaryota, Metazoa, Chordata, Mammalia, Perissodactyla, Rhinocerotidae.
CAUGAUGAAGGCCUAGACAAGGUCCCGGAGACUUUCGGAUGCAGCCUUUGACACAGGACACAGGCAUGAGCCCGGCCUCCGUGACUCUGGCCAGUGCCCUGCAGGUCAGGGGCGAAGCUCUGUCUGAGGAGGAAGUCUGGUCCCUCUUGUCCCUGGCUGCUGAGAGGCUCCUGGAAGACCUUCGUGAUGAUUCCUCGGACUAUGUGGUCUGCCCCUGGUCAGCCCUGCUUUCUGCGGCUGGAAGUCUUUCCUUCCGAGACCAUAAUUCUCACAUGGAGGCUGCUGCUUUCAAGGCCCCUGAACUGCUACAGGGACAGAGUGACCAUGAGCAGCCGGACGCAUCUCAGAUGCAUGUCUACUCUUUAGGAAUGACCCUCUACUGGUCGGCGGGGUUUCGUGUUCCACCAAACCAGCCCCUGCAGCUCCGGGAGCCGCUGCACUCCCUCCUGCUGGCCAUGUGUGAAGACCAGCCCUGCAGGCGGCUGCCACUGCAGGCCGUUCUGGACGCGUGUCGGCUUCAUCAGGAAGAAGUGGCCGUCUACCCAGCCUCUGCCAGUCUCCACGUCAGACGGCUGGUCGGCUUGGUUCUGGGCGCCGUCUCUGAGGUCAGUAGGAAGGUGGUGGAAGAGAGCUCCUCUACACAGCAGGACAGAAGCUACCUGCUCAGGACCAGGCUGCACCAGGCGAGCUUUGAGAGCCCGGCGGCUCGGGCCCCGGAGGACCUGCAUCCCAGCAGAGUUUCAGAGAGAAGCACAGAGACCCAGAGUUCCCUGGAGCCUGGUCUGAGUGCCUCAGCACACAGUCGCUGCAACAUCUCCAACAGCACUCUUCCUGUUGAAGCUUCCCAGAACCUACAGGAGGGCGGGCGGCUCAGCUCCGGAUCGGCUCUCUCUGUGGCAGCAGAAAACUCACGGCCGGCAACUCCUUCCCAAAGGAGUUUCCUGCAGAAAAAGGGAAAGUUCUCCAGGCCGGAGUUUGUCCUGCUGGCUCGAGAGGCCCCGGUGACGUUGCACCUGCCUGGAUCCGUUGUGACCAAAAAAGGGAAAUCCUAUUUGGCUCUCAGGGACCUUUCUGUGGUACUGCUGAGCGGGCAGUGUCUGGAGGUGAAAUGUGACAUCACGUCGACAGCGGGGUCUGUCUUCAAUGCUGUCAUGUCCUUUGCCAACCUUGGGGAGCUCACCUACUUUGGCUUGGCUUACGUGAGAGGCAACGAGUUCUUUUUCCUGGACACCGAAACCAGGUUGUGCAAGAUAGCCCCCGAAGGCUGGAGUGAGCAGCCCCGGAAGAAGACCUCCUCGAAUACUCUCACACUCUUUCUGAGGAUCAAGUUCUUUGUCGGUCACCGUGGGCUGCUCCAGCAGAGCCGGACAAGACAUCAAUUUUACCUGCAGCUUCGAAAAGACAUCCUGGAGGAGAAGCUGUACUGCAAUGAUGAGACGCUGCUGCAGCUGGGUGUCCUCGCCUUGCAGGCCGAGUUUGGCAAUUACCCUGAGGAGCAGGUAGAGAGUAAAGCCUACUUUCGAGUUGAAGAUUACAUCCCAGCAAGUCUGAUUGAGAGAAUGACUGCAUUCCGGGUCCAAGCCGAAGUCUCAGAGAUGCACCGUCUGAGUCCUGUGCUCUGGGGAGAGGAUGCUGAGCUGGAGUUCUUGAGGGUCACCCAGCAGCUCCCGGAGUAUGGUGUGCUGCUUCAUCGAGUUCUCCCAGAGAAGACAAGUCCAGAAGGCGAGAUGGCCUUGGGGAUCUGUGCCAAGGGUGUCAUAGUAUACGAAGUGAAAAACCACAUCAGAAUUACAACUUUACGGUUUCAGUGGAGAGAAAUCUGGAAGAUUUCAACUUGCCGAAAGAAGUUCACCAUCACAAGCAGCAUCACGGGGAAAAAGCACACGUUUGUCACCGAUUCGGCCAAGACCUGUAAAUAUUUACUGGGCCUCUGCUCCGCCCAGCAUGGGUUCAAUGCUCAGAUGAGCUCGCCCCGAGUCCCAGCUGGCUCAGACCACCAAAAGAAGCCCGAUUCUCCAAGAAUGAGUUCCAAGACGUCCUCCUCUCUGGCUCUCCUGAUUGACUGCCCCGUCCUCCCUUCCCAGGUGGAGCUGACCAGUCCCACUUUUGUAAUGUCCCCUCUGGGUAUUAACAUCCACCUGAUUAAGCCUCCUUUGGGCCCCGAUGAUCAGAAGGCUGAGCGUGCCCCAGGUGAAUCUCUCGUGCUGCCGUCUUUGUUGCGGCAUCCUCGGCACCUCGAUUUUCGGGUGUGGGCUGUGGAGUCCGCUGACUUGAACCAUGAUAAGUGUGUGCAAAUGGCCAAUCUGAGUCUUGCACACCUGGCCCAGCCCAAGCCUCUCACUUGGAUUCAGAGAUUGUUGCGCUCAGAGAACACUCUGUUCACGCCCAGGCUAGAGGACGCCACAGGAGGCCUGCUGCGCACAUCACUGGAUGACUUCGCCAUGGAAUCCAGCAAGGAGACAGGGCCACAAGGCGUCGGAGGCAGCCCCUGCGUUGGCCGGGAGCAGCUGGAGAGCAUCUGUUUGAACCAGAAGCCAACAACUUGUGACCCUCUCUCCGGGUCGCCUGUUCAGAGCAUGUGCACAGGGUCACAACAUAACAGGAGAAAGAGCUUCCCAGCAGACCCGAAUGGAGAAAUCAUGCACGUGACCCUGACUCGGGAUCCACGGCGUGGCUUUGGUUUUGUCAUUAAUGAGGGAGAAGAUACAGACAAAGUUGACCCUGGCAUCUUUAUAUCAUCUAUUAUACCUGGGGGACCAGCUGAAAAAGCUAAAAAGAUCAAACCAGGAGGGCAGAUACUAGCCUUGAAUCACAUCAGUCUGGAGGGCUUCACAUUCGACAUGGUUGUUAGAAUGAUUCAGAAUUCUCCUGACAACAUAGAAUUAAUCAUUUCUCAGUCAAAAGGUGUUUGUGGAAAUACCCCAAGCAAGGAGAAGAACACAGAGAAUUCUGGGCGUUUCUCUACAGACAGCCUGAGCAACGGGCACCAGGGAGGUUUUCCAUCACACACACAAGACCAGGAGAGAAAUACUGAAGAACUAGAAAUGGCUUGGACUCAGAGCUUGAUGCCCAGGCUAAGGCCUCAGCUCUCCCCUCUGCCAUUAAAGGGUGCUGGUUCUUCUCAUCCUCCAUCACCUUCAGAAACCGAUGCCAGUGAAAUCUACUUCGUGGAACUGGUUAAAGAAGAUGGGACACUUGGAUUCAGUGUGACUGGUGGUGUCAACACAAGCGUGCUUUAUGGAGGUAUCUAUGUGAAAUCCAUCGUUCCUGGAGGGCCAGCUGCCAAGGAAGGGCAGAUCCUGCAGGGUGACCGGCUCUUGCAGGUGGAUGGAGUGAGUCUGUGCGGCCUCACCCACAGGCAGGCCGUGCAGUGCCUCAAGAGUUCUGGGCAGGUUGUAAGACUCUUCUUAGAGAGAAGAGGCCCCAGGACCGCACAGCAGUGUCCUUCUGCUAAUGACAGGAUGGGAGAUGAAUGCACGGCUGUUUCCUUGGCAACAGCCUCGCCUGGCAGGCCCGCAAGCUGUGUCUCCGUGACAGAUGGUGCUAAGUUUGAAGUCAAACUGAAAAAGAACGCCAGUGGUUUGGGGUUCAGCUUCGUGCAGAUGGAGAGAGAGAGCUGCAGCCAUCUCAAGAACGACCUUGUGAGGAUUAAGAGGCUCUUCCCGGGGCAGCCAGCUGAGGAGAAUGGGGCCAUUGCGGCUGGUGACAUCAUCCUGGCCGUGAACGGAAGGCCCACGGAAGGCCUCGUUUUCCAGGAGGUGCUCCAUUUACUGCGAGGAGCCUCGCAGGAAGUCACGCUCCUGCUGUGCCGACCCCCUCCAGGUGCGCUGCCUGAGAUGGACCAGGGGUGGCAGAUACCCAUGCUCUCAGCAGACAAAGAACUUACCAGGACAACGUGCACGGACACAGAGCAGAGCCCCAGCCUGGAUCAGGAGGAUAGUCGGAGGGACAGUGCCUCCCUGGACACAGGGGAAGGCCUGGGUCUCAAGCCAGAGUCUUUCCAAAAGGCCACCAGAGAGGCACAAUGGGACCAAGAUGUAGAGAGACCCUGGGCCAUUUCCUUGAUGUGUCCUCAGGAUUCCCAUCCUCAUCUAUGCAGACUUCACCAAGAAAUGGAUGCAUCAACGUUGGCCACCUCUUUGGAAAAGGAUGUGAGGCAAAACUGCUAUUCGGUUUGUGAUAUCAGGAGACUUGACAGCUUUUCCUAUUCAUCCUCUCUAACCAGACUCUCGACAGAUAUUUUCUAAGCACCUUCUCUGCGUGUUUGAAGCUCUGUGCAAAAUGCUCCGCCAUCUGCAUGGACUGCUCUUUCUAAUCAAAAAGCAUGUGCGGUGACCUUCUGGCAGCCCCUGGAAGGUUUGUUCUUUCACCGUGGCAUCUGCGUCUUCAUCGCCAGACAAUGAGCCUCACCGUUCAUCUGCUUCCUGUGUCACACAGGGAGUAAAUGUCACUCUAGCUGGCUGCCUCUC